This is a messenger RNA of Melanaphis sacchari, 1615 nucleotides long. Its product is annotated as leucine-rich repeat-containing protein 70-like. The record is from RefSeq and is a predicted model, not a curated record. Lineage: Eukaryota; Metazoa; Arthropoda; Insecta; Hemiptera; Aphididae. The transcript is spliced from 9 exons. The coding region runs from base 26 to 1561 and encodes 511 amino acids. Gene Ontology annotation, molecular function: protein binding.
UGAUAUUUUUAUACUUAUUAAUGCUAUGGCUCCAAAACGAAAAAUUAACGAUAAACAUCGUAUUUUCAAAGAAGAUUGGACCGAAAUUUUCAUUUUUUAUCAAACACAGUGGUUCUGGUCAAACGUUGCAUCAUGUGUACUAAUUAUCAUAGUAACUUGUGUGGCUAGUGGUGAAAGUAUUUUAUGUGAUACUUGCACAUGUCGAAAUUCCGUUAUAAAUUGUACAGAAAAUGGAAUGAUGAACAUUCUAGAUCUAUGGGAUCACACAGAAAUUGUAAAUAAUGCAACAAUCAUGCAUUUUAAUUAUAAUGGCAUUGUACAUGUGAAACAACUACCACCGUCUAAAGUUAGCUACUUAUCAUUUCGAAAAAACAAGAUAAACAAAAUAGAUGAAAUGGCGUUUAUGAACUUAGAGUUUCUCUUAGAACUUGACCUUAGUUACAACUCUUUGACGGCGGAAAGUCUAAAUCCCGAUAUUUUCAAGAUUAAUUACGAAGACAUUUCUAAACCGGGUAGGCUGAUUCAUUUACGCCUUGAUUACAAUAAUAUUCAUUCACUGUUGCCGCAUACUUUUAAAGAACUUAGUAACCUCGUUUCAUUGACACUAUCAGGAAAUCCUUUAACAGUCAUUGACCGAUCAACUAGUUUUGCAUUGUCUUCAUUGCCCAUGUUAAAAAUCUUAAGUUUGUCUAAUACAUCUUUACACGAGCUACCGGAUCAUCUUUUACACACACCUCGAUUUUUAGAAAUAUUAAAUCUGUCAAAUAAUAAAUUCACACAAAUUCCACAAGGACUAGAGGAAGCACAUGCGUUACAGAAAUUAAAUUUUAAUUCUAAUCCGAUAAAAAGCAUCUUAAAUUUCCCAAAAAUGGCAUCAUUAACAGUACUUCAUUUAUCACACAUGCCUGAACUGAACAAUAUUGGGCCACAUGCUUUUAGCCUUUUGAAUGUUCUUGAGGAAUUUCAUUGUGCGCAUAAUAAUAAACUUGAAUCGAUAGACCCGACUGCGUUUAGCUACAAAUUUAAUGAAGGAUUAGAAGGCGAACUGUGGCCUCCAAUAAAAAAAUUAGAUUUGAGUUACAACGCUUUAGGAUACUUGGAUAGCCGUUUGUUGGGUAGAUGGGACACUUUGGAAGAAUUGAACUUACAAGGUAAUAAGUGGAUAUGUGAUUGUGUAAAUCAAUGGCUCGUGUCUACUUUAGCUCCAAUGGUAAAAUCAAAUCAUCCGGAAUUUCUUAAUGAUUUCACUUGUCAAGUGCCAAUUGAAAUGAGUGGAAUUUCGAUUCUUGAUUUAGAUCAUCGCCAUUACCAUAUGCGGUGUUUGGAUUUCUACAAUAAUCGACCCGAAAGAGACGGAAUAUUGUUAAUUGGAAUAUUAAUUGGUGUUAUAUUGACGGUACCAUUUACAAUGGGAAUUAUGAUAUGCUGUGCAAAACGAAAAAAUUCGCUGUCAUACUAUCAUAGGAUAUUUAAUCAAAACAAAUCUCCUUAUGUUCAAGACUAUCAACUAAGGGAAACGUCAAUCUACCAGCCAACAUCAAUUAUAAACGAAGGAUACUAACUUAUAAACUAGUAAUAUUUAAUAGAACGAAGCAUAGAAAUAAAUUAUGAAAUA